Messenger RNA from Clupea harengus (Atlantic herring), 5447 nucleotides. It is a transcript of the gene abcd2, whose product is annotated as ATP binding cassette subfamily D member 2. The record is from RefSeq and is a predicted model, not a curated record. Gene Ontology annotation, cellular component: peroxisomal membrane. Gene Ontology annotation, molecular function: long-chain fatty acid transmembrane transporter activity; ATP hydrolysis activity; ATP binding. Gene Ontology annotation, biological process: very long-chain fatty acid catabolic process; peroxisome organization; fatty acid beta-oxidation. Lineage: Eukaryota; Metazoa; Chordata; Actinopteri; Clupeiformes; Clupeidae.
UUACAAGAGGACUUCCUCUUCUGGAUGUUAUACCUUACAAUAACUACUGUAGAUACAGUAGGGUUGUACUCUGCGUCAUUUGCCCUGCCAACCAAUCGGAUUCUUUCGGAGGAGUUGCCAGUCAAAACUAGAUCACGGAAACGCACGAACCAAUCUAGCGGUUCAUGAUCCAAUGCUAUGUCGUAGUCUUGAUGGAUUGUUGCCUACUCUCCUGCUUGUAUCAAGACCUCAAAGCUAUCGAUGGAUAUGGUACUGUUUCAAAAUAUAGAAUAGCACAUUAUAUAUAGUCUAACAGGAAAAGAUGUCUAACAUACUUCAUGCAGCGACCAACGUGAAAUGGAACCGGUCUGCAGCGGCGAAGCGGGCUGCCUUUCUUGUGGUCGCUGCAUACGGCGUGAAAACGCUGUACCCCAUCAUCUGCAAACAGAUCAACAAACGAAAAGAUUCAAAAAAUCCACCACCUUCAAGAGGAGAGGAAAAUGGAUCGUUAAUCGUCAAGAAAUCGACGAUGGACAUAGUGCCUUCCCACAAGAAAUCUCCCAGCGUGGAUGCAGAAUUUUUCCAGCAGGUCCUGGAACUCGUAAAAAUAGUGUUUCCCAAGCUUGUGACAAAGGAGCUAGGUUUGUUGUGCUUACACUCUGUUGCACUCGUAUCUAGGACGUUUUUAUCCAUAUACGUUGCCGGAUUGGACGGUAAAAUUGUUAAAACAAUCGUGGAAAAAAAACCAAGAAGCUUCAUCUUCAAACUAAUGAAAUGGCUCCUCAUUGCCAUCCCCGCUACAUUCGUGAACAGCGUUAUCCGCUACCUGGAGUGCAAGCUGGCACUGGCUUUUCGUACCCGAUUGGUGAACCAUGCAUACAAAACCUAUUUCACUGACCAGACCUACUAUAAGGUUAGCAAUAUGGACGGUAGGUUGGCUAACCCGGACCAGUCGCUUACGGAGGACGUGAUGAUGUUUUCGCAGUCCAUUGCACAUUUGUAUUCUAAUCUCACCAAACCCAUUCUGGAUGUGAUCCUCACGUCCUACACGCUCAUUCAGACUGCACGGUCUCGUGGUGCCAACGCCAGUGGACCGACGCUUCUGGCCGGACUGGUUGUGUUUGCUACAGCCAAGGUGUUGCGUGCAUGCUCGCCGAAAUUUGGCAAACUGGUGGCCGAGGAGGCCCAUAGGAAAGGUUAUCUACGUUACGUGCAUUCGAGAAUCAUUGCCAAUGCAGAAGAAAUAGCCUUCUACCGGGGUCACAAGAUAGAAAUGCGGCAGCUGCAGAAGUGCUACCAGGUGCUGGCCGAGCAGAUGAACCUCAUCCUGUCUAAGCGCCUGUGGUACAUCAUGCUCGAACAGUUCCUUAUGAAAUACGUGUGGAGUGCCAGCGGCCUUGUCAUGGUGGCGGUGCCAAUCAUCACUGCUACCGGUUUCGCUGACAACCAGCUGGCAGACGGACACACUCAGGUGAUGGUGAGUGAGAGGACAGAGGCUUUCACCACCGCCCGCAACCUGCUGGCGUCUGGUGCUGACGCCAUCGAGAGGAUCAUGUCCUCCUACAAAGAGGUGACAGAGCUGGCUGGCUACACGGCACGUGUGCACAACAUGUUCCGGGUGUUUGAGGAGGUGCAGAGGGGGGUGUACAAGCGCUCCUCUCUCUCAGAGGAGGUGGAUAAGGCUGUGGGACGCCCAGCCUUGCACAUCGAUGGACCACUGGACAUCAAAGGGAAGGUGAUUGAUGUGGACAAGGGCAUCAUCUGUGAGAGUGUUCCUAUCAUCACCCCGAAUGGCGACGUGGUGGUGUCCUGCCUCAACUUCAAGGUUGAAGAGGGUAUGCACCUCCUGAUCACGGGGCCCAAUGGUUGUGGGAAGAGCUCUCUGUUUCGCAUCCUCAGUGGUCUCUGGCCUGUCUACGGGGGAAGCCUCAUCAAGCCCCCACCUCAACACAUGUUCUACAUCCCACAGAGGCCCUACAUGUCGAUUGGGACGCUGCGGGACCAGGUGAUUUAUCCGGACUCCCUGGAGGACAUGCACGAGAAGGGCUACACUGACAAGGACCUGGAGACUAUCCUAGACAUCGUCAACCUCAACCAAAUCGUCACCAGGGAGGGAGGCUGGGAUGCGGAGCUGGACUGGAAAGAUGUUCUGUCGGGUGGGGAGAAGCAGAGGAUGGGCAUGGCUCGCAUGUUCUACCAGAAGCCAAAGUACGCUCUUCUGGAUGAGUGCACAAGUGCCGUCAGCAUCGAUGUGGAGGGAAAGAUCUUCCAGGCUGCAAAGGAUUCUGGGAUAUCCCUGCUAUCAAUCACACACAGACCUUCUCUCUGGAAGUACCACACGCACCUGCUGCAGUUUGAUGGGGAGGGCGGCUGGCGCUUCGAGCAGCUGGACACCGCCACGCGUCUCUCCCUCACCGAGGAAAAGCAGCGCAUGGAGUCCCAGCUGGCUGGCAUUCCUAAGAUGCAACUGCGCCUCAACGAGCUCUGCAAAAUCCUGGGCGAGGACUCUGUGCUCAAAACGGCGGACCUGAAAGAGGGGGAGUGAGAGAGAGAAAGAGAAAGAGAGAGAGAGAGAGACAGAGAGAGAGACAGAGAGAGAGAGAGAGAGACAGACAGAAAAAGAGAGAGAGACAGAGAGAGAGAGAGUGUGUGUUAGUGAGUUGAGGUUAGUUGUCCCUUUCAAACGUGAGCCUCUUGAGCUGCUAUGUAUGGAGAGCUGGUUUUGUGAGACAAGGAACAGCUGCAUUUCUAACCAGUGAGACUGACACUGAGCUGGACUGAUCGAAGAUGCCCAUGAACAAGUACUACACCUGUUGAACGCACACAGAGCCCCAUCACACAGGAUAGAUUCAGUGUUGCUCCUCGCCUCAUGGCCUAUAUCCUCGCUUUUCCAUUUCUUAUCAUUGUGUCUUCACUAUCGACACUGGAAGGGCAAAAUUGGCUGGAGUGUUUUGUUAUUGUUUUUUUUUUUUUUUUUCAGCACUUUAUUUUUCACUUUUUAAAUGAGCUUUUAUUGUUCUUGAGGUACGGUCAUGAAGUGAGGGCGCUCUGCCUGUGGUACCUACCUGUGAGAUUACAUGCUGUCUUCCUGUGGGUUUUUAGUUUUAUCCGUUGAGUCCUGAUGGUUUUGUUUUUAAUGGAUGAGAUGGAUGGAAAAUGAUUAAAUGGAUGGCAAAUGAGGCACUGUAAUUUUCAUGACACAGAAUAACAAGACAUGGUAUUAGCUUUUUGUUUUAUCAGUUCAGUCCUGCUGUUUAUGCUUUGAAUGGAUGAAAGUGACUGUCCCUGUGUUUGUCAUGAAACAGGGCAACAAAGUCCCCCUGUCCCCUGUCCCCUGUCCCCUGUCCCCUUCCCUUCACCCUGGUGUCUCACAUAACCUUAGUACCACUGGCAGUCAUGACACUUCAGUUGAUUCGUAAUUCAUUGCACACGUAUUGCGUAUAAUAAGAGGCACCAUGUACAAUCAAAGACACCAUAUGAUUGUGAAGUGUACUGCAAUCUUGAAAGGUUCAGAGUACACAGAAGAGCUAAGACUAGAUACGUGAGGCUGGAUGUUGCCUCCUGCAGGCUUUUAUUUAAAGGAACACAGACACACACACACAUACAGAUAUAUAAAACAUGUGCCUGUGCAUGCAUAGACAUGCCAGAGCAAAUACACACACACAGAUGUCAAGAGUGCAGGGUCAUAGGCGGCUGUCUUAUUAGACAAAUACAAUGGUGGAGGGUCUCUUGUGGUCCCUGUGUCCUAGCAGGCUUUAGGCACUGUUGCACCACUCUCCCCAGACCACUGGCAAAGCUCCUGUGUUUAUUUACAACUAAUCCUCUUUCACGUGACACUGGCAUGAGCAGUGCAUGCUGGGAAGUCAGACUCAUUGUCCUUAGACCUUAGGUUGGGCUGAGGUCAGGCUAGACUGCUUUGAGAUUAGUGUUUGUUUAUUUUUUUCCUUCUGGAACACUGGAUGGUUGUUACGUUUCUGUUCUCAUUCGGUGAGCUGUUCUGGAAUGUGUGUGUGAUUCUGUGAUCCCUCUCUUGUGUUCUGAGUCCAUCUUCCUUGGAUGACCAGCCCUACUGUGGGAAAUGCUUCUGUCAUGACUGUGAGCUUCCAUGUUGUCUUUUCCCUGAGAAGACUGUGAACAUUCACCUCUUUGUUGGAAAUUUUAACAUGAAAUGUUGCUUUUUUUGUAUUUCUCCAGAACUAUGGAAAAUACUGACAAAACUUUGUUGUGAAAAUAGUCAGUUGUACUGUUCCUCACUUAUAUGAUGAAGAAGCUGGAGCCUUUUGUUUAGAUCUCACUGAGCCCCGCUAUUUUCCAUUACUAUCUCAUCAAGCAUGUGACAUUUGACUGUGGCCUUUAGCUGUUAAUCAACAUUUCAGGAAAUAACAUUUUAAUCGUUGAACCAUGUGACCCAUGGUCAAUUUUGGAACAGAAACCUUUUCACUGGCAAAUGAAACUACUGCUGGAUGCCAAAAAAUGUGAUUAGCAUUUGAGCUCUUAUAGGUCUUACUAUUAAUUUAUCAAAACUAGACCAAUCUGAUGUCCUUAGAUACGACCAUUAUGACGUGACCAGGUAUUCCACUCUAAAGCUCUGACCCCUAAAGGGGAGGAUUUUUACUGCGCUUCUCGCCGGAUCAAGCAGAAUUUACAAACGUUUCUGUGGCAACCCAGAACCACUCUUAGAACCAGCUUACUGCAAUCAUGUUGCUAUUCACAUAUUGUAAAUAGGCUAGUUUUAUAUAUCUGAGAAAGAUGUUACAAUAUCAUAGCCUCUAUUUUGUCAAGGGGUUAGUUAUGCGAGGACGUGAUAGUUGUGGGUUCAGUGGCGUUUGCUUUGGUGGGUGUGAUGGAGUGAGUGCAUGUAUGAAGUCGUGAGAGGAAACACUCCACCCACUAUAAGCAGUGAAUGGACACCUUUAUUAUUAUUGUUGUUGUUAUGGGAGACCAUAGGACCGAACGCUGAUCCCUCACUGGUCUUGAGCUGAACAACAUAUGUCUGUGACAAAAGCGUUGCCUGGUCGUUGAAACAAUUCGUACAUUUUUAAUGGAGGCAGGUUACAUAGAGCUGAGCACACAGGUGGCCUGUCUCUGCCUAGUUAAGUCCAACUGUAAUCUACUUGCAUGUCAGGGUACAUCAUUCCUAACAUUUUUAAAGUGGUACUAACGAAGUAUGCCUGGCUGGCUGUAUUGGUGCAAAUGUUUUGGGAAAUGCAGGUGAAGUGUAAAUAAAAUUAACCACUAAGUCUUGUGUACUCAGUUCCUCACAUGCUUCUCACUUUAUAUCAUACAUGUGGCAUAUAGUCUGACAUGUACAUGUUCUUACACAUUAUAUUAUUAUAUUAUAGAGUAUACCUUUAUGGUGAAGUCUGCUAUUUUGUUGUGAAGCAGUAACAUUGCUAGGGUUAACUGAUACAUGAUAGUAUUAAUAGUAUUGUAAUUAUGACUGGUGAAUAAAAGAAAGAAGUAAAAUC